Messenger RNA from Notodromas monacha, 246 nucleotides. The record is from the annotation of a GenBank genome assembly. NCBI's taxonomy places the organism in Eukaryota, Metazoa, Arthropoda, Ostracoda, Podocopida, Cyprididae.
ACGGGGGUUUGCGGGCCCAGCAGACAGGGAAAAAGUGGGACAGGAAGCGAAAGCGGUUCGUCGGGGACAAGGGACGCGAGGGCAAGGACAAGAGGAUCAAGACGGAAGACGGUCGGUGGAUCAAAGCCAGCUACAAAUCCGGAAGGUACGAGGACUGGAAGAAGAAGAACCGGAUGCACGAAGAAGCCGCUAGACGUCAGCAAGGCGACGAAGCCGACGAAGACGACGACGAUGAUCCCAAGAAAG